UGGGACCGGGCGCUGCCGCUCUGGGAGCUGCUGGACGAGGAUGAGACCAAUGAGACCAAGGCCAUGUUUGGUAUCUCCCUGGUGACGAAUGCCACUCUGAAACACUUUGGGGUGCGUUAUCUGAGGACAGCCAAGUCCCUCGUCUUCCCCUGGUUUAGUCCCCGCGAUGCGACCCUGAGGGGUGUGAAGCUUGUGAGGGUGGAGAAGAAGGGGGAUGCAAUAGCUUAUGUGGAAGAGACUUUGCCCCGCUUUGAUUCCUAUCACAAUCUCUUUGGGCUGCACCUAAUUGGCCAACGAGAUACAGAGCUGGUCUUAACUGGGUGGGAGCUAGACGCCCUGGCCCUGCACCAAUCUACAGGGGUGGCCAGCCUGGCCCUGCCGCGGGGGGCCACCUGCCUGCCCCCUGCCCUCCUCCCCUACCUGGAGCAGUUCAAGCGCAUCACACUGUGGCUGGGCGAAGACCUGCGCUCCUGGGAAGCUGCCAAACUCUUUGCCCGCAAGCUGAGCCUCAAGCGCUGCUCUCUGGUGCGCCCCAGUGACCUGCAGCCCCGGCCCUUGGAGGCUCUGAACCAGGGCCUGAACGUCACCAAGAUCCUGCGUGCCGCCCUGCCCGCCAGCCACAAAUCCAUCGUCUCCUUCCGGCAGCUGCGUGAGGAGGUGUUCGGGGAGCUGGUCAACACCGAACAGGUGGCCGGCAUCAAGUGGGCACGCUUCCCUGAGCUCAACAAGCUCCUCAAAGGGCACCGCAGAGGGGAGCUCACCAUCUUCACAGGCCCAACAGGCAGCGGGAAGACAACCUUUAUCAGUGAGUAUGCGCUGGAUCUGUGCAUGCAAGGCGUGUGCACGCUGUGGGGCAGCUUCGAGAUCAGCAACGUCCGCCUGGCCAAGAUCAUGCUAACGCAGUUUGCUGGCCGGCGCCUGGAGGACCAGCUGGAGCUGUACGAUGAGUGGGCAGACCGCUUUGAGGACCUCCAGCUCUACUUCAUGACCUUCCAUGGCCAGCAGAACAUCAAGACUGUGAUUGACACCAUGCAGCACGCUGUCUACAUGUACGACAUCACCCACGUGGUCGUCGACAACCUCCAGUUCAUGAUGGGACACGAGCACCUCUCUGUGGACAGGCUCGCUGCCCAGGACUACAUUGUUGGUGCCUUCCGCAAGUUUGCCACAGACAACACCUGCCACAUCACACUGAUCAUCCAUCCACGCAAGGAGGAUGAUGAUAAGGAGCUGCAGACCGCCUCCAUCUUUGGCUCUGCCAAGGCCAGCCAGGAGGCCGACAACGUCCUCAUCCUGCAGGACCGUAAGCUGGUGACGGGACCAGGGAGGCGAUACCUUCAAGUGUCCAAGAAUCGCUUCGAUGGGGAUGUGGGUGUCUUCCCCCUGGAGUUCAGCAAGGCCUCGCUCACCUUCUCGUCCUCUGGCAAAAAUAAGGUCAAGCUGAAGAAGAUGAAGGAGGAGAAGGCGCUUUUAGCCAAGAAAGCUCCAGAAGUAGACCUGGGAGCCUCCAAGAAGCCAUGAACCUGGCAGG
This is a messenger RNA of Apaloderma vittatum (bar-tailed trogon), 1531 nucleotides long. It is a transcript of the gene TWNK, whose product is annotated as chromosome unknown open reading frame, human C10orf2. The transcript is spliced from 5 exons. Gene Ontology annotation, biological process: mitochondrial DNA replication. The annotation marks the transcript as partial. Gene Ontology annotation, molecular function: ATP binding; single-stranded DNA binding; 5'-3' DNA helicase activity. The record is from RefSeq and is a predicted model, not a curated record. Gene Ontology annotation, cellular component: mitochondrion. Lineage: Eukaryota; Metazoa; Chordata; Aves; Trogoniformes; Trogonidae.